AUGGAGAAAAUGUAUAUACUUUCGAGUGGACGUCAAAGCGAGUUGUCUAAUUUCUGAUCUGUCUUGUUCCAGGACACCGCAGCUGCCCGACGCCGCCAAGGCGCCAUCAUAGAGAGUAUGCACAACCAUGGGAAAGGAGUUUACUCGGGUACAUUCUCAGGAACAUUAAAUCCAGCUCUUCAAGACCGCUUUGGGAGGCCGAAGCGUGAUAUUAGUACAGUAAUUCACAUUCUUAAUGACCUGCUGUGCGCGACGCCGCAGUACCGGCGCUCGUACCAGGGCUUACCUCAGAGCAACUUUGUCCUCGAACCCAACUCAUCGAGCACCUCAAGUACCACUCCUAGCUCGGGCGAGACCACUGACACCCAGUCAGCACCCCCUCAGUCGUCAGAUGACGCGGAGAACCAGGCCACGCGCGGUAAAGUGGAGCGCCUACGGCUGGUCAUGGAGGAGAGGCGGGAGCGGAGGCGGGCGCGGCGCGAGGCGCGCCACUCGCCGUACGGCUCGUCGCAGCCCCAGCACUGGACCGCCAAGUCCGAGACGCAGCCCGCCGGGAAGAGCUCCGAGGCCAUGGACACGGAUCAACCCCUGUGUGAUAUCAGCCCGCCUGAACCCGUCGUCGCCUGAACUGAUCCUCUCCUAAGCCUUCCCUUACUGAUAUAUGACUUUUCAUGCAAUUAGUUGAAAAAUAUAUAUAAUAUAUUGUGAAUAGGAAUGCCCUUUGACUUUAUCUUCAGACUGUAUACAAAAUUCUAUCAAAUUCCAUUGACACUAUUGUGAAGCGUUUGAGCUUUGUCAUGUUCUCGUGGAAGAAAGUUGCUUGAUAUGUAUUGUACACCUAAGGGUUAGCUAUAUUACACUUGGCCACCACCAGGGCCUCUAGUUUAGCAAAAUAUCAACUUCUAGUGAGAGCUCCAAUUUUUGUUAGCUCUAAUUAGUUGUUUGUUGAGGGUUAUAAUUAUCAAUUGUAGUCAAUAUUUGGACUUAGUAUUUCAGGUCUUCAAAAUCCCACCAAUGACCAUUAUCUAAGUGUAACUUGUAACUUAUAUUCCUCAUUUGCGUGUGUACUGCUACAAGUCACUUUUUUUUUUCAUAGCAAGACUCUCGCUGCCGGAACUAUAUGUUGAUGUAAGGGAUGUGUUUGCGCUGUGAAUUUUUUUUUUUUUUUUAAUUUUUCUUAAGUGCAGUCUGCACAGAAACUUAGUUUUGUUGGUUGUUGUUUCCUCUAUGUUGUAAAAUGUUUUGAUUGUUUAUUAUUUUUUCCUUGUGUGACAAAUGGUGUGCCUAAAGGUUGGCCCCAACAUUCUAUAUCCUGUUCAGUAAAAUUGUUUCCAUUCUUUGUUCACAUAGUAUAUUGAAUUUGUGAUUUUAAUGUAUAAUUUGUUUACCAUUAUUUGACAUUUUUCAGGCGGUUGGAUGUCUCUUUAUGUAAAUGCUGUGAAUCAGACUUAUGGUACAGCUCUGAUAAGAAUCCCUGUACUGUGUUGUCCAAUGUACUGAGCUACUGAGCUGUGUUGCGGUAGAUGAUUUUCUUCUUCCUUCCCCAUUUUCCUCUUGUCCCCUCCUUUCUUUCUUCUACCCUUCACCCUCCCUCAUCUUAUCUUGUGUAUCAUAUUUCUUACUAUGUUAUAUUAUUCAUUACAAAUAAAAUUAAAUGCAAACAUUAUAAUUAUUUGAAA
Frankliniella occidentalis (western flower thrips) is the source of this 1679-nucleotide messenger RNA. RefSeq names its product midnolin-A-like. Bases 118 to 627 code for a protein of 169 amino acids. NCBI's taxonomy places the organism in Eukaryota, Metazoa, Arthropoda, Insecta, Thysanoptera, Thripidae. The transcript is spliced from 3 exons. The record is from RefSeq and is a predicted model, not a curated record. Gene Ontology annotation, cellular component: nucleus.